AUGGAGGAGCGGGCUCAGCUGCUCGGGACGCGGCGGGGCCGUGGCCCCCUCACUCUCCGCAGAGCACUAUUCAUUCUACUCGCUCUCUCCAUAUUCUCAAUAUCAUACAGUCUCUUCUACCUCAGCUACCCGCUUACCAGCUUGAUUCGGAGGGAAUGGCGGCCAGAGCCUUCGAUCCGAUGCCAGGUGCUGACGGGGCUGGGCAGGUCACACGACCACUCCACCUCCGCCAGGCUGAGGAUAGACCCCAAGGUUCUGGUCUUCGUAGAAACCACAUAUUCCCGCCUCGGCAGGGAUAUUGCGGAACUCCUUGUCUACAAUAGGAUAAAGUAUAAGGUAGAAGUGGCUACCAAGUCCCUUCCAGUGCUCACUAACUUGGACAAGGGACGAUAUGGAGUCAUUGUCUUUGAGAAUCUGCAUAAGUACUUGCAAAUGGACAAGUGGAAUAGGGAGCUCCUUGACAAGUACUGUCGAGAAUACAGUGUAGGCAUCAUUGGAUUCUUGCUUGGUACUGAAGAGCGCCAGGUUCACGCACAGUUACGUGGCCUCCCCCUCUUUGUUCACACAAAUCUCAGGCUAAGGGAUGCUGCACUAAAUGCUGGUUCCCCUAUACUAAGACUGACAAGAGCGGGAGAGACAGCAUGGGGAACCCUUCCUGGAGAAGACUGGACUGUAUUCUCUCCUAACCACUCUACCUAUGAGCCUCUAGCAUGGGCGACCAAUCACAGUCACAAUGAAGAAGGAAGGAAUAAGACUCCAUUAGUAACUGCCAUUCAGGAUCAUGGUGGCUUUGAUGGAAUACAAAGAGUAAUGUUUGGAUCUGGACUAAAAUUCUGGCUCCACAGACUUCUGUUCCUUGAUGCACUCUCGUACUUAUCCCAUGGCCAACUGUCAAUCUCUCUUGAGAGGUAUAUUCUUGUUGAUGUGGAUGAUAUUUUUGUUGGGGAAAGAGGAACGCGUCUGAGAAGAGAAGAUGUUAUUGCACUGUUAAGUACUCAACAAAGAAUUCAAGAAAUGGUUCCAGGUUUCAAAUUUAAUCUUGGAUUUUCGGGAAAAUAUUUUCACCACGGUACAUCAGAGGAAAAUUUAGGGGAUGACAUGUUGUUAGAAAACCUUGAUAAAUUCACCUGGUUCAGCCAUAUGUGGAACCAUCAACAGCCACAUCUCUAUGAAAAUCAAACCCAGUUGGAAUAUGACAUGACGUUAAACAGAAAUUUUGCUAAAGAGCAUGGUAUACCUGUGGAUUCGGGUUACUCUGUUGCCCCCCAUCAUUCUGGUGUUUAUCCUGUUCAUGAACUUCUUUACUCUGCUUGGAGACAUGUUUGGGGUAUCAGGGUGACAUCGACUGAAGAAUAUCCACACUUAAGGCCUGCUCGCCUUCGUAGGGGUUUUAUUCACAGAGGAAUCAUGGUUCUUCCUCGCCAAACGUGUGGCCUAUUUACUCAUACAAUUCUAAUUGACCGUUACCCUGGAGGAAGACAAAAAUUAGAUGAGUCUAUUCAAGGAGGAGAAUUGUUCCAGACUGUUGUUUACAAUCCUAUAAAUAUUUUCAUGAGCCACAUGUCAAAUUAUGGUAAUGAUAGGCUUGCUCUCUAUACAUUUGAAUCAGUAAUAAAAUUUUUGAGGUGUUGGACUAACUUGAAAUUACUGAGCGCCCCUCCAUUGACACUUGCUGAAAAAUACUUUAGCCUUUAUCCAGAAGAAGCUGAUCCUGUAUGGGGAAAUCCUUGCCACGAUCCUCGACAUAUAAAAAUUUGGUCUCACAACAAAACUUGUGAACAGUUACCUCGAUUUCUUGUUAUUGGACCUCAGAAGACAGGAACCACUGCCCUUUAUACAUUUCUUCUUAUACAUCCAAACAUCUCCAGCAACAUCAACAGUCCUGAAACCUAUGAAGAAAUACAGUUCUUCAAUGGCAGAAAUUAUUACAGAGGUCUUUCCUGGUACAUGGAUUUCUUUCCUAUUGUUAAAAAUAAUUCAGCUCAGUAUCUCUUUGAAAAAUCGGCUACAUACUUUGAUGGUGAGCUUGUACCAAAAAGGGCUCAUGCUUUGUUACCUCAGGCCAAAUUAGUUACCAUUCUUAUUUCACCAGCAAAGAGAGCUUAUAGUUGGUACCAACACAUGAGGGUCCACAAAGAUCCAAUAGCAUUGAAUUACAGUUUCUAUGAUGUCAUAUCUGCUACUGAUACUGCUCCCAAAGUUCUCAGAGAUCUUAGGAACAGAUGUUUGAAUCCAGGAAAGUAUUCACAGCACUUAGAGCGCUGGCUUCAGUACUAUUCACCACAACAAUUACAUAUUAUAGAUGGUGAGCAAUUACGUUCGAAUCCUAUUGAAGUAAUGGACCACCUUCAAAAGUUUCUUAAAAUCACUCCACUCUAUGACUACUCAUCCCAUCUUAGAUAUGAUAUCAAAAAAGGAUUCUUCUGCCAAGUAAUGUCUCAUGAUCGUACUAAAUGCCUUGGUAAAAGUAAAGGAAGGGCAUAUCCUCAAAUGGAAGAAAGGGCUUACAAAUUACUACAGAGGUACUAUCUUUCACACAACACAGCUUUAGUUAAAUUGCUGAAGAGGUUGGGCCUGAGAUCAGUCCCCCAGUGGCUGAAGGAGGACCUCAGUGAUUUCCUUCCUGCCUGA
Messenger RNA from Nezara viridula (southern green stink bug), 2631 nucleotides. The record is from the annotation of a GenBank genome assembly. Lineage: Eukaryota; Metazoa; Arthropoda; Insecta; Hemiptera; Pentatomidae.